GGACCCGCACCCGCGUCGCAGCCCGGCCAGCCUGCUCCGCGCUCGCCUGCCCGUCUGCCCGCCGGCCCCGCGCACCCUUGCUGCCGCCGGUCUGCGCCCAGCCACCCCACGGGCACCAUGCACCUCUCCCAGCUGCUGGCCUGCGCCCUGCUGCUCGCGCUACUCUCGCUCCGGCCCUCCGAAGCCAAGCCCGGGGCGCCGCCGAAGGUCCCGCGCACUCCGCCAGGGGAGGAGGUGGCCGAGCCCCAGGCUGCGGGCGGAGGUCAGAAGAAGGGCGACAAGACUCCCGGGGGCGGCGGCGCCAAUCCCAAGGGCGACCGGUCGCGACUGCUCCGGGACCUGCGCGUGGACACCAAGUCUCGGGCGGCGUGGGCCCGUCUUCUGCAAGAGCACCCCAACGCGCGCAAAUACAAGGGAGGCAACAAGAAGGGUUUGUCCAAGGGCUGCUUCGGCCUCAAGCUGGACAGGAUCGGCUCCAUGAGCGGCCUGGGAUGUUAGUGCGGCGACCCCUGGCGGCGGAUUGGGAACUUGCUCCGUUUUGCUGAGGUCAUCCUUGGUCAUCAGCCUCCCAGCAUCUGGAAGCACCUCCAGCGCAAUGUGGCUUUUACAUUUCUUUUUUUUUUUUUUCCUGGUACUGGGAA
Messenger RNA from Balaenoptera ricei (Rice's whale), 641 nucleotides. It is a transcript of the gene NPPC, whose product is annotated as natriuretic peptide C. NCBI's taxonomy places the organism in Eukaryota, Metazoa, Chordata, Mammalia, Artiodactyla, Balaenopteridae. Gene Ontology annotation, molecular function: hormone activity; hormone receptor binding. The record is from RefSeq and is a predicted model, not a curated record. Gene Ontology annotation, cellular component: extracellular region. The transcript is spliced from 3 exons. Bases 118 to 498 code for a protein of 126 amino acids. Gene Ontology annotation, biological process: cGMP biosynthetic process; receptor guanylyl cyclase signaling pathway.